Racocetra persica is the source of this 544-nucleotide messenger RNA. The record is from the annotation of a GenBank genome assembly. Lineage: Eukaryota; Fungi; Glomeromycota; Glomeromycetes; Diversisporales; Gigasporaceae.
UCCUAUACGGUCAAAAUAAAAAGAAAAAGGAAAGAAUUUAUGGUACCAAGCUGGGAAAAUUAUUUAGGAUUUUCAUCUAAGCUUGAAAAUAUACCGUAUUACACAUCGACAUUAGAAACAUUUCCUCUUUUAAAUGAUCCUGAAUUUCCAACAUUGACAAUGCUUACAAAAAUAACAAUUGAGCCACAAACGUUUAUCGUUCAAGUUGAAACUGAUAAAAGAACUAAGACUGUUUUGAGUUCGAUUGGUUUAAUCGGAGGUGCAUGGGGAUCUGCUGCAACAAUUUAUGUAAUACUUUUUGGUGCUAUUGUUAUUAAACCAUGGGGAUGGAUCCAAAAAUACGGGUUUAAAAUAAAUAAAUCUGUUCAAACAAAAUUGCAAAGUACUUUCGGAUUUAUUCCUCUUGUUCAUCAUUCAAAAACUAAUAAUUUAAAUAACAAUGAAUUAAAAAAAAGACUUGAUUCAUUGCAACUAUUUCUAACUGAAUAUGUUGUUGAUGUACAAUAUUUGGAAGAGAUUUAUAAAUCUAAUAUGAAUAAAAAAG